Colletotrichum graminicola M1.001 is the source of this 2637-nucleotide messenger RNA. RefSeq names its product Cullin family protein. Gene Ontology annotation, cellular component: Cul4-RING E3 ubiquitin ligase complex. NCBI's taxonomy places the organism in Eukaryota, Fungi, Ascomycota, Sordariomycetes, Glomerellales, Glomerellaceae. Gene Ontology annotation, molecular function: ubiquitin protein ligase binding. The transcript has 3 exons. The record is from RefSeq and is a predicted model, not a curated record. The coding region runs from base 1 to 2637 and encodes 878 amino acids. Gene Ontology annotation, biological process: protein ubiquitination; ubiquitin-dependent protein catabolic process; DNA damage response.
AUGCCGUCGAAUUCACCCCCCGUAGUCGAGGGAGCUUUGCCAACACGGGCGACGGGAAGGACAGGCGGAACAGCAGCUCUAAUCAACGACACGGACAGCCCCCCGCGACGAAGACCCCGCGUGGAUUCCGACGUCUCGCGCUCCAGCACUCUCGCUCCGCACCAGCAACAGUCAACCCAACAGUCAACCAAACCGAGUCCGAAGCGGUUCAAGUUCGGCGCCGACGAUUCUUCUCCCUCCCACUCCGCCAUGUCGACCAAAAUGAAGGGGAAACUCCCCGAGGUCAUUGACCUCACGCAGUCCAACUCGUACCGGCCGUACACGGGCGCCAAGAAGCUGGUGAUCAAGAACCUGCGGCCCGCGGCCCGGAACGAGCAGCUAGAGCAGUACUACAAACGGACCAACCAGGAGCUGGUUGAUGCCCUGCAGGACAUUUUCAACGGGGGCAGGCCGCGAGUGCCCUUGGAGAGGCUAUAUCGGGCUGUCGAGGAUAUCUGUAGGCGUGGCCAGGACCACGAGUUGGAGCUUUAUGAGAUACUGCGGCGAAAUUGCGAGGAACACCUGGCCCAUGGCGUCCUUCGAUCGAUCAAGUUCCGUGGCGGCAACACAGAUGUCGACAUGCUGCGGAGUGUCCUCCAGCAUUGGCGGGUUUGGAACAGUCAAAUCAUGACGAUAAGGUCUACAUUCAGCUUUCUGGAUCGUACUUUCCUCCUCAAGGAGAAAGGCUACCCUUCCAUCAACGACAUGACCAUUUCUCAGUUCAAGAGAAUGGCGUUUCCGUCUCGAGAUGAUCCCAAUGGCCAGUCGCCCGGUGGCAGGGCACUACGGGGCAUAUACGACCUGAUGUACUAUGACCGACUUGGGGACGAGCGAUUUGAUGCUGCAUUACUAAAGGAUUCCAUCAUGAUGCUUCACGUCUUCAACAUCUACACCAAAUACUUUGAACCCCGGUUCAUCGAAAUUUCAGAGCACUACUUUGAAGAAUUCGCAGAGGAGAGGAGCGCGUCGAGUCUAAAGGAGUACAUUUUGGCGUGCGAAAGUCUCCUAAAGAGAGAGGACUACCGCUGCAACGAGUACAACCUGGACUCGACGACGAAGAAACAGUUGCUCGACGCGGCGCACGGCAUAUUGGUCAAGAAUUAUUCCGACAAGCUCCUCAAUGUUGAGAGCCUUUCCAAGCUUCUCUCCGACUACGAAGUGGAUUCGAUGAAGGCGCUCUACGAUUUGCUGCGGCUCUCGGGUAUCCAGAAGAAACUGAAGGAACCUUGGAGCGCAUACAUCCGGAAAACAGGCGCAAUCAUCGUUGCCGACAAGGAACGAGGCGAUGAGAUGGUGCAAAGACUCCUCGAGCUCAAGAGGUCCCUAGGGCUCAUCGUACGGGACGCGUACGGGGGCGACUCGGACUUCGUUAACGAUCUCAGGAAUGCGUUUGGCGAUUUCAUGAACGACCGCAGCAUCGCGGCGACAUGGACCUCAGGGACAUCCAAGGUGGGAGAGAUGAUUGCAAAGUACGUCGACAUGCUGCUUCGAGGUGGCAUCAAGGCUCUGCCGAAAGCGAUGCUUUCGGACAACAAAGACCGCGCUGCGGCAGAGCAGAGCGGGUUGGCCAGCGCAGGGGACGAAGACGCGGAGCUCGACCGGCAGCUCGACCAGGCUCUCGAGCUUUUCCGCUUCAUCCAGGGCAAGGACGCAUUUGAGGCGUUUUACAAGAAGGACCUGGCCCGUCGUCUGCUCAUGGGCAGGAGUGCCAGUCAGGACGCCGAACGAAACAUGCUCAGAAAGCUCAGGGAGGAGUGCGGUAUGAACUUUACUCACAACUUGGAGCAGAUGUUCAAGGACGUCGAGGUGGCCAAAGAGGAGAUGGAAGCGUACAAGCAAUGGUCCGAAGGCACCGGCGUUGACAGAGCCCCUGUCGACCUCUCGGUAAUGAUCCUCUCGGCUGCUGCUUGGCCAACGUAUCCCGAUGUUAAGGUACACCUGCCGGACGAUGUGGCCAAACAGAUUGAGCGCUUCGAUCAAUACUAUAAGAACAAGCACACCGGCCGGCUCUUGAAUUGGAAACACGCUCUGGCGCACUGCACGGUCAAGGCGAAAUUCCCAAAGGGCACGAAGGAGCUUCUCGUGAGCGCAUACCAGGCGAUCGUCCUCGUUCUCUUCAACGAGGUCGGUCUCGAGGGCUUUCUUACCUAUGAGCAGAUCUCGCACUCCACAAAUCUCCAGGGCGGGGAACUGGUCCGGACGCUGCAGUCACUCGCGUGCGGCCAGUUCCGCGUGUUGACGAAGCACCCUAAGGGUAAAGACGUCAACCCAACAGACACGUUUACGAUCAACAAGACGUUUGUGCAUCCGAAGAUCCGGCUCAAGAUCAACCAAAUCCAGCUCAAGGAGACCAAGGAAGAGAACAAGGCGACGCACGAGCGCAUCGCGCAGGACAGGCGGUUCGAGACACAGGCGGCUAUUGUGAGAAUCAUGAAGAGCAGGAAGGAGAUGAGCCACGGCGAGCUGGUGGCCGAGGUUAUCAACCUGACCAAGAACCGCGGGGCGGUUGAUGCGGCGCAGAUCAAGAAGGAGAUUGAGAACUUGAUUGAUAAAGAUUACCUCGAGCGCGAGGGCAAUACCUACACUUACCUGGCGUAG